AUGACGCCAGCUAUUGAUCGAGAGGCCAUCCCUGGCACCUUCACACUCGUGGAUACGGAGCAUGUCCUUGCAACCCGCCACCUUGACCGCGGGGAUCGCGAUAUCGUCCUGGUACCCGAGCCAUCUAGUGAUCCAGAUGACCCUUUGAACUGGUCACCCCAUCGGAAGCUCCUAUCUACUAUUUGUGUCAGUGUCUACACAUUGUUUGCUGGUAUCGCGUGUGCGAACGUCUACUCGGUUCUCGUACAGCUGUCCGAAGAGACUGGAGUCUCUGUCAGCACCCUAAACGAAGGAACCGGGUAUAUGUUCCUGCUAGCAGGCUGGGGUCUGCUGUUCUGGCAGCCCUUUGCUCUGCAGUAUGGAAAGCGGAUGACCUAUAUUCUUUCACUAGCGGGGAUGUUGGGCACUGCCAUUUGGGGACCUUUUGUACGCAGUAACGGAGAAUGGAUUGCGAGAAGUAUUAUUACAGGUUUUUUCCUGGCUCCUAUAGAAGCCCUACCAGAAGUUUCCGUCACGGAUGUGUACUUUACGCAUGAGCGCGGGACAUACAUGGGCUUGUAUGCCUUUUUCCUAGCCGGUAGCAAUUACUUUGCCCCCGUUAUUUGUGGCUUCAUUGCCGAGUACCAGGGGUGGGAAUGGGUCUUCUACUGGCCAGCCAUAUUUUGUGGCGCCGCUAUGGUGUUUCUAUUUUUCUUCAUGGAAGAGACGAACUACGUGCGCGAGAUGCCUAGUAUGUCCGAGCCUGCAGCAGCAUCUUCUGCAUCAGCCGAUCAAGAAGGAGAGAAAAAGACAUUGUCGGCAGAGGCGUCCAGCCAGAGUGAUCCUGGGGUUGGUGUGGUCUAUAGUAAGAAGACCUAUCUCCAAAAACUCUCUAUCUUGGGACCGCGCCAGGCGAGAAACAACAUGUUUCGCCGUGCAUGGCAGAUGGUCUACUAUCUUAGCUGGCCAGUGAUAUUUUAUGCUGGUUUCUCGUAUGGCUCUUACCUCAUCUGGUUCAACGUCUUGAAUGGGACCGCGUCCCUGAUCUUGGGGUCAGCUCCGUAUAACUUUAGCGCAUCGAUGGUGGGACUCAGCUAUCUGGCAUGCUGCCUUGGCGUCAUCCUUGGUUCCCUCUUCACCGGCCGGUUCAGCGAUUGGCUGACCAUUAAACUCGCCCGACGAAAUGGAGGAAUCAUGGAGGCCGAGCACCGUCUCUGGCCGUUUAGCCUCUGUCUGAUCCUUGUCCCUGGUUCGCUCCUCCUGUGGGGUGUCGGCGCAGCGCACGGCGUUCAUUGGUUUGGCCUCCUAGUUGCCAUGUGUCUGCUGGCGAUGACGAACACUUGCGGGGUGACAUUGAGCGUCAACUAUCUGGUUGACAGCUAUCGUGAAUUGAGCGGAGACGCAAUGGCGACCGUGAUUCUAGUGCGGAAUACCAUGUCGUUUGCGAUGGGAUACGGGAUUACACCUUGGGUACAAGAUCUCGGGUACCAGAAUUGCUUCAUCUCAGCCGCCUUUGUUGGAUUGGCUUGCUCGCUCGUCUUCCUGGCGAUGGUCAAGUGGGGGAAGACAUUCCGGGUCCAGAGCCGGACCAAAUACUGGAGAAUUGUAGUGGAGAAUUGGGAGAAGGGAAUGGGGCAUUAAGCUUCGUCUGGCGACCUUAUUGGCGAUAAACCUUCGGGUACACGGACCCGCACUCCCAAAACUGUCAUACCUGAAGCUAUUCAAGUAUACUGAAUUUGCGCACACAGCAUACACUUUUAUGCUCAUGUUUUGUUCCGUAUCUCCAAAUCUGCCUUGUCUUUCAAGUUCCUUCCCGUUAUCUCCCCAGUACACUGCAUGUCUCAGAC
Molecule: messenger RNA, 1826 nt
Organism: Aspergillus calidoustus
Lineage: Eukaryota; Fungi; Ascomycota; Eurotiomycetes; Eurotiales; Aspergillaceae
Source: the annotation of a GenBank genome assembly